Messenger RNA from Drosophila navojoa, 1046 nucleotides. RefSeq lists its product as uncharacterized. The record is from RefSeq and is a predicted model, not a curated record. NCBI's taxonomy places the organism in Eukaryota, Metazoa, Arthropoda, Insecta, Diptera, Drosophilidae.
CGAUAAACAGUAUAUAUAAGUUUCAAUCAACUAAUACCAAAAUAAAUACCUAUAUAUAUAGAAUAUAAAGUAUAUCACAAUGAAUCGCAGUUUUUCUUCAACUUUGUACGGCGCCUUUUUUCUGCUGCUCAUCGCGCCAGCCUGUCUUGGAGAUCUGAUGUGUUAUGUUUGCAAUAAUUGUGAGAAGGUGGACAAGAAUACACCUCUAUUGGCCUGCAAUGAGGACUUCUUCAAUCAACACGGCAGCACCGAAGCCUCCACCGUAACGACAUCCUCAAGUAUACCAACAGACAGCGAAACCUCUGAAUUGACACCGACUACCACCAGCAACCCGGAGACCAUCAUCACUACUCUAGAGCCUGAAUCCACCGAACCAGGCACCAUCGACACGACCGUCAGCACAGACCUGCCCAUCCCGACGCCUGCUACAGUGGGCCCGCCAGAGACAACCACCGGCGUGCCUACGCCCCCAGCUGAAACUGGAUUGGAUAGGCUGGAGAUAUCGAGUAAAUUUGCGGUCUCUACUGAGCCAGAAAACUCCACAGAUCUGUACAUUCGCCAGCGCAGAGCUGUGAUUGAUACAGGCAUUAGCUAUCACUGCUACAAGGUGGAGAAGACAUUAAACAAUGUGAGGCAACUGGAUCGCGGCUGCUCCCGUGUCAAGACGGACCAAUCGGUUUGCAAGGAGCUUGAGAAUCAGAACGUCGGCGCUGUAUUGUCGCGUUGUGAUCCGUGCACCAUGAAUGCCUGCAAUGCUGCCACAUCCACGGUGCAUGCCUCCAUCCUGGCGACAGUGGCUGUGGCAAUAACUGCAGUUGUGCUGCAGCUCAAAUAAAAAGUGAAUACUGUGAGAAAUGUUCUUCGCCGCCAUCAAAUCUUACACGCCCCCAACCGCCCCUCCAUUGUUGUCCAACUCUCACUCGAACCCGGUGUUAUUUAGUACAUAUUGCUCAUCUCUUUAAGGUACACAAAAAUACACACACACGCACACACACACAAACACUCUCGUUGUUAAGUCAUGCGAAAACUUUAUGUAAUUUGUAAGC